This is a messenger RNA of Rhopilema esculentum, 4367 nucleotides long. RefSeq lists its product as uncharacterized. The record is from RefSeq and is a predicted model, not a curated record. NCBI's taxonomy places the organism in Eukaryota, Metazoa, Cnidaria, Scyphozoa, Rhizostomeae, Rhizostomatidae.
UUCCAUGUCAAUUCAGCAGGCAAAAUAUUGAAAUGACACCAUACCUCUUAGAUUUGGCUCAAAAUCUAACAAAACACUAUUCCUGGCAAGGUUAUUCCAGUCUCCAAAUUUGAUGCUUAUAAGUUAUACGGUUUUAGAGCUAUAAGUGUUUCAAUUUUGCUAAAAAUACCCCAAAAAACCCUUAAAUCCGCCAUUUUGAAUUUGCGGUCAUGAAAAAUUUAGAAAUAUUUUUACCAAAGCGUAAGUUUCUUUGUACCUACAGAUUUGAAAAUUUGGAUUCUGGUAUUUUAAGGUAUGAGGAUUUCAAAAAAUCAAUCAGAACCAUCAUUUGACUUAAGGAAUACCUUCUAAUUGAUAUCAGAUUAUGACAUUCCAAAAAUAUGUGAAUAACGAAAAUGCAAAAAGUUAAAAAGCUUGAGUAAAUUUUUCUCUAUUUCUGAUUAGUGUUACCAAAAUGAGUUUUGGCAUGGUGAAUCAUCAUGCCUUACACUGUAUAAAAACGUAAGGAUGAUGUUGGUGUCUCAUCUCAGUAUAGAGCUAGCUACCUUGGAAAAAGAGGGAAAAUUUUUGAAAACUAGGUUUCAAAAACAUGAAUAGUAAAGAAAAUUCUGACCCAAACUGUAUGUGAUCUCUAGCUAUUCUUGAAUCAAUGAGCUAAAGGUUGCAACACAUUUCAAUGCUAAUGUGUCAAACCAUUUCUUUUCUUUAUGUGCAGAAGUUAGAUGUGCACAAUGAGUUUAUUGUGAUGUCAGUUUUCUGAAUAAAUAAUUUCAGUGUAUGAAUAGACAAGUGUGAAAUCCUUAGUGCAUGCUAAAUGAAGGUGUUGUUAAAGCAAUUAAAAAUUAUUGUCCAUGUAUUAUCCCUAGACAAUAAAACUUUCUAUUGAAGAAUGGAUUGAAUAAAUUGAAUGAGUUGAAAUUGAGAAAUAGCCACACUUUCCUUAGAUUCAGAAGAAAAAUACUUUGAAAGGUCAUUAACUUUUGUUUAAAACUUCAUGGAAGAAAAUUGCUCAAUAAGGACAGAAUAUAAAAGGUGAACAAGAAACCAGUUUAACUAAAAUUUUUGAGUAAUAAGAAGAAGGUUAAGGUAAUGUCUUCAAAUGACAACCUUGAAAGAUGUUUCAUUGGAAAAAAUCUUGAAGAGAAGUGCCACCUACUUACUUAUACAAAGGUAGCUGGAUUAAAACCCCUUGAACUUCUAAACGAUGAAGAAAAGGAUUUGGUUUCAGUGAGAUCAGGAGUUGUACCAGGCAAAGGAAUGACAAUAUGCUUUCAUCAUGAGCAAACUCUCUUAAAGCAGUUCACUUCAUUGCAAAGGAGUUGUUGUGACCCAUUUGUAAGACAUAAAAAGGCAGUUAAAGGAUGUUCACGGGAAAUAACACAAGCAUUGGCUAAGGAAUUGCAGCAGGUUAAUGUUGAAGUGGUGCCAGGUUGGAAGCUUUGCCCAACAUGUCGUAGAGAGGUUUCAAAAAAACUGGCAAAUGUUAAUGAGGGGGAGACACUGCAGCCUGAAUUGUACGAUGGGAUCCUCCAAGAAACCAAAGAAACUGAGUUGCUAGAAGAGCUUCACAGAGAUGAGGUGCGAGAAAAACUCAAUUCUAGCUUGGAAGAGAUGGAUGUUAGCCCCAUAAAACUUCAUGGAGUUGCAUCUCACUCUAGGCCUGCGUAUGGAAAGCGCAAGCUUACACAAAUUGAAAGCAGACUGCAAGAACAGAAGAAAGUUAUCCAGAAACAAAUAUCGGAAGCUAUGAAUGUGACAACCGAGUCAAUCCAGAUCUCAGAACCAUCAAUACCAGACAACUAUGAUGAAGUAAAGAAGAAAGCAGAUGAUCUGGAUAUCCUUGUGGCAUUGAUGAAAGAGAAACUCAAAGUCUCAAACAGAGGACAAAGACUGCAAAUUUUAACACUUGCACCUCGGUCGUGGUCUAUUCCGAAAACCAUGGAAGAAUUUGAAGUGACAGCUUACAUGGUAAGACAAGCAAGGAAGCUAGGUGCUGAAAAAGGAAUACUGGGAACGCCAAAUGAAAAGAAAGGGAAAGUCAUUUCUGAAGAUUUAAAACAAAGAGUUGUUGCGUUCUAUUGUGAUGAUGAGUACAGUCGUCAAAUGCCAGGAAAAAAAGACACAGUCAGCAUCAGAAGAAAUGUCCCUGUCCAGAAAAGGCUUCUUUUGUGUAACCUUAAAGAGCUGUAUUCUCUCUUUAAAGUCCAAAAUCCUGAAGUGAAGAUCGGCUUCUCAAAGUUUUGUAGUUUACGGCCAAAAUGGUGUGUAUUGGUUGGUCGAUCUGGCACACAUUCUGUUUGUGUUUGUACAAUUCAUCAAAAUGUUGAACUUAUGUUGGCUUCUGUCAAGUUAAGCAAAGAUCGUCACCAGCUUAUGGAUAUGCUAGUUUGCAACAGAGAUUCGAAGCAGUGUAUGGUACAUCGCUGUAAGAGCUGUCCACCUAUGCGAAAUCUGGAAGAGUAUUUGUUGCAGCAAUUUGAAACACAAAAUGACAGUGAGGAAGAAGAUGAAGAUAACAUUGAAGAGCAAAUCAUCCAGUUUCAACAAUGGACGACUGUUGAUCGUGCUGAACUUGUCAGUCAGUCACUUCCUGUUUCUGACUUUGUCAAUUUACUUGCCGAGAAGCUUAACAAUUUGACAUCACAUUCGUACAUCGCAAAGUCACAGAUGCAAUAUUUGAAAAAAUGCAAAGAAAACCUAAAGGAAAACGAACUUAUUGUCUUAGGGGACUUUGCUGAAAAUUAUAAAUUUGUAGUGCAAGAUGAAGUCCAAGGGUACCACUGGAACCAGCAAGGAUGCACUUUGCAUCCAGUCAUCAUCUACUUCAAAAAGGACAGUGAAUUGAAGCAUGUGGAACUGUGUUUCAUUUCGGAUGAUCUAAACCAUGAUACAUCUUUUGUUUACGAAGUCAUUUGCCAAACAAUCAAGUUUGCAAAGUACAAUAUUUCAAACAAUGUAAAACGAUGCCUGUACUUCAGUGAUGGUUGUGCUGGGCAAUAUAAAAAUUGCAAAAAUUUUAUGAAUUUGUGUUUGCACAAAAAAGAUUUCCAAAUUGAUGGUAGUUGGUCAUUUUUUGCUACCAGUCAUGGUAAAUCUCCGUGUGAUGGACUCGGAGGGACACUCAAACGAUUAGCAGCAAGGGCCCGUCUUCAACGACCAACUACUGAGCAAAUACUUUCUGCAGAGCAGCUACUCGAAUUUUGCCAAAAGGAAAUACCUGGCAUUAAAGUUCUUUUCAUUUCCAAGCUCAGUAUGGAAUCUGUGCGAAAGAAUUUAAAGGGCAGGUUUGAUUUAACAAAUACACUGCCAGGAACUCGAAGCUAUCAUGAAUUCAAUCCUAUUUCAGAGACUGUAAUGGCUGCUAAACGAGUUUCAGUGGAUGAAGAGUAUGCAAUUCAGUAUGACUUAGUCAAAGGGAAAGAGUGCCUGCCAGAGGAGGAUAGCAUUGAGAUUAAAAUUUCAGACUUCAUUGUCUGUUAUUAUGAUGAAGAGAUUUGGAUUGGACUGGUAGAUGAUCUAGAUGAUGAAAAUGAGGAUGCUCAAGUCAAAUUCAUGCAUCCAAAUUACCCAUCAAGAUCUUAUUCCUGGCCAAGAAGAGAAGAUAUUUGUUUCGUGCCUUUUGUAAAUAUUAUAUGCAUAAUAAGCACUCCAAGCACAGCAACAGGAAGACAGUACGUUCUAAACAACGAGGACAAAAUAAAGAUCGAAAGUGAAAUUAAUGCACAUAGCUUGUAUUUAAAGCCAUAGUAAUAUACUAAUAAUAAUAACAAUUAUUAUAUUAUUUUAUAAUUAUUAUAACAUAGUAAUAACAAUUUUUAUCCCAAGCAAGCAUGAAUUUUCAAGCGUUUGAGCAAGGAUUUUCAGAGUUUAUAUCUAUUUUAUAUAAAUUCCUGCACAACAAGAAAUGGAAUCUUGCCCUUUUUAGUGUUCCCAAACAUAAAUUUUCAAAAAUUUUCCCUCUUUUUCCAAGGUAGCUAGCUCUAUACUGAGAUGAGACACCAACAUCAUCCUUACGUUUUUAUACAGUGUAAGGCAUGAUGAUUCACCAUGCCAAAACUCAUUUUGGUAACACUAAUCAGAAAUAGAGAAAAAUUUACUCAAGCUUUUUAACUUUUUGCAUUUUCGUUAUUCACAUAUUUUUGGAAUGUCAUAAUCUGAUAUCAAUUAGAAGGUAUUCCUUAAGUCAAAUGAUGGUUCUGAUUGAUUUUUUGAAAUCCUCAUACCUUAAAAUACCAGAAUCCAAAUUUUCAAAUCUGUAGGUACAAAGAAACUUACGCUUUGGUAAAAAUAUUUCUAAAUUUUUCAUGACCGCAAAUUCAAAAUGGCGGAUUUAAGGGUUUUUUGGGGUAUUUUUAGCAAAAUUGAAA